UAGUGUCCUGCACAAGAAGCAUCAUAACUCCGCCCAACCCGGAAGUGUCUGUGAAAAUGUGCAGUGCUCGAUGACGUGUACAUCUAGCCGUCCAGAAGUCGCCUGAAAUCCUACGCUUUUCAGAUCUGAAGCACAUUCGGAUUUGAAGAGAUUGUCAUGAGGCAGGAAGCCCCCAUGCAGAGGUGCUCUGGUGGUGUACUGUGGGUAUGGGCCUUGGCUGUGGCUGUACUGCCCUGGACUGAAGGAGCAGUGAACUACAAGCUGGGGGAUAAAGUGACGUUGUAUGUGAACAAGGUUGGACCGUACCAUAAUCCACAGGAGACCUAUCACUACUACACCUUACCUGUCUGCAGGCCAAAAGAGGUACGGCACAAGGCCCUGAGUCUGGGAGAGGUACUGGAUGGAGACAGGAUGGCGGAGUCGCUGUAUGAUAUUCGCUUCCGGGAGAACACAGAGAGGAAGACUCUCUGCCAGCUGACUCUGACUGAAGCCGAGGUGGAACAGUUACGGGAAGCCAUAGAGGAACUCUAUUAUUUUGAGUUUGUUCUGGAUGAUAUUCCGAUCUGGGGUUUUGUGGGAUACAUGGAGGAGAGUGGCUUUCUACCCCACAGUCACAAGGUGGGGCUGUGGACUCACCUGGACUUCAACAUCGAGUAUAACGGCAAGUCUGUGAUCUUCGCUAACGUGUCAGUGAAAGACGUGAAGCCCGUGCCCCUGGAGGGGGGUGGAGGGGCGGGUCCUGGGGCAGGGCUGUCGCUGACCCACUCUUACAGCGUGCGCUGGUUUGAGAGCCACCUGUCCUACGAGCGGCGGGCAGAGCGGCAGCAGGACCACUCCUUCUUCCCCAAAACCCUGGAGAUCCACUGGCUGUCCAUCAUCAACUCCCUGGUGCUGGUGGUGCUGCUGCUGGGCUUCGUCAUCAUCAUCCUCAUGAGGGUGCUGAAGAACGACUUCGCAAGGUACAACGUGGAAGAGGACAGGGGGUGUGAUGACCUGGACCAGGGGGAUAACGGCUGGAAGAUCAUCCACACCGAUGUCUUUCGGUUCCCCCCCUACAGGAGCCUGCUGUGUGCUAUUCUGGGUGUGGGCGCUCAGUUCCUCACUCUGGCCACAGCGAUCAUCAUCAUGGCGUUGCUCGGUAUGUUUAAAGUGCAUCGCCAUGGUGCCAUAAACUCUGCGGCCAUCGUGUUGUAUGCGCUGACCAGCUGUGUGUCGGGGUACUGCUCCUGCCACUUCUACACCCAAAUCCAUGGCCAGCGCUGGGUCUGGAACAUCAUCCUCACUUCCUCUCUCUUCUCAGGGCCCCUCUUCCUCACCUGGAGUGUGGUGAACUCUGUGCACUGGUGGAGCGGGUCGACCCAGGCGCUGCCCGUGUCCACGGUGCUGCUGCUGCUGGCUGUGUGGGGGCUGGUGGGCUUCCCCCUCACCGUCAUCGGGGGUAUCGUGGGCAAGAACAAGGCGGGCACCUUCCAGGCGCCCUGCCGCACCCGCAACAUUGCCCGGCAGAUCCCCUCGCAGCCCUGGUACAAGCACACCAUCGUGCACAUGGCCAUCGGAGGCUUCCUGCCCUUCAGUGCCAUCUCGGUGGAGCUGUACUACAUCUUUGCCACGGUGUGGGGCAGGGAGCACUACACGCUGUACGGCAUCCUGCUCUGCGUCUUCGCCAUCCUGCUGUCGGUGGGCGCCUGCAUCUCGGUGGCGCUCACCUACUUCCUGCUGUCGGGGGAGGACUACCGCUGGUGGUGGCGCAGCGUGCUGAGCACGGGCUCCACCGGCAUCUUCAUCUUCAUCUACUCCGUCUUCUACUACAACAACCGCUCCAGCAUGAGCGGGCUAGUGCAGAGCGUGGAGUUCUUUGGCUACACGAUGCUCACCGCCUUCGUCUUCUCCCUCAUGCUGGGCACCGUGUCCUUCUGCGCCUCCCUGGCCUUCAUCCGCUACAUCUACCGCAGCCUCAAGAUGGACUGAGGAGGUGGGGCGGGGCGGGGCCAGGGGACAGGGGACAGGGGGCGGGGCUGACUGCUACUGCGUGUACCACAGCCUUAAGGGUUUGACUGAGGGAAGGUGAAGGGGUGGGGGUGGGGGUGGGGGUGAACCGCUGUUGGAACUGGAGAUUGCGGCAGGCUGGCAGUGAGCCUUUGGGCGAAAUGUCUGGCUGACCUUCUGCAUCGCUGGUUCCUUGAGAAGCAGCCCACGGUCAGCGGCAUCUCCGGACUGCAUUUGAGCAUCAGCUCAUUCACAUAGCAACCUCAGAUCAGUUUCUCACGGAACUACUUCCUCAGAAAAUGCUGGCGGUCUUUGCUGUAUAUUCUAAGAUCACAGGUGCAUCGUUGGAGACUUAUUUCUUAAUUACAAUCAGAGUGAAUAUAUAUUUUAUUCUUAAUACAAGACAGGAUUGCAGAAUUAGUGUUGAUAGUGUGGAAGAACCAGAAAACUAAAAUGGCAUACUUGUCAGUUGUGGUUGCUGGCACUUAUUUUCCAGCUGUUAUUUAGAUGGUGAAAUGCUGAGGAAAGGGAAAUUGGUGACAGGAGUGCUGGAAUUUAUUGUACUGUAUACAUCUGAAGACAUGGUGGGGAGAAAAAAAAACAGAAUUUCUUCUAUUAGUAGUGAAAGGUGCAAGGUGUGUGUGUGUGUGCACAUGUGUGAGUGCAUGCGUUCUUGUGUGAGUAUUUGUGCAUGUGUGGGUGUGUGUGUGAGUGUGUGUACCUGCCUGUGUGGGUGUGUCUGUGGGUGAGUAUGGACUGGCUGUGCAAUCAUUCUCCAUUUACUGUAAUUUCAUUUCAUAUGUAAAUAUCUUUUCAAUAAAAUCUCUUUUUAUUAAAACAGAGAAA
Anguilla rostrata (American eel) is the source of this 2832-nucleotide messenger RNA. Its product is annotated as transmembrane 9 superfamily member 1-like. NCBI's taxonomy places the organism in Eukaryota, Metazoa, Chordata, Actinopteri, Anguilliformes, Anguillidae. Gene Ontology annotation, biological process: protein localization to membrane. The transcript is spliced from 9 exons. The coding region runs from base 157 to 1968 and encodes 603 amino acids. Gene Ontology annotation, cellular component: membrane. The record is from RefSeq and is a predicted model, not a curated record.